AUGGCUUUCAGAUUUCCAGAUCCUCGACUUCGAGUCGACGAUGAACUCUCGACAGGCACCACCGCCAAGGGGUCUGUCGCCCGUACAGCGACCACCUCCAACUCUAGCACCACGCGAGAAAGUCCCCCCAACGGUAUCCCUCCGUUAGAGGUUUCCGCAUACAAUGAAGCUGCGGAUUCUCAACCUCUACCCUCGCCGAGGCGCAAAAAUCUUGUCUUUGCCGAUCCUUUCGCCUUUCGGUAUCUCGAGGAAGGCAGCAAUGUUGUCGUUGUCGAGCGCCGUGGCAUUUUACGCGGGUACGAGUCGUACCUAGUCGAACAAUGGGCGUGUUCUCGAAAACCACCAACACUCCUGAUCGUCACUUAUACUGGAGACGAAAAACACUCGGUCGUUGUCGGUGUGCUCUCUGUUCCAAUAGACGAGAGUCUUUGGCCUCCAAGGCUACGCUUCUACUUUGAUCAACUCCAGGAUUCACAUGCGCGGCCCAAGGAGACUGAGCUUGGAGAGCUCAUGGUUACUAAUCUGAGUAAUUUCCCUUCGGCCCUCACCGUUAUUAUGGUGCCUGAGGGUGAUAUCCGAAAAUAUCGCACCUCGUUCAUUGUCAAUGAGGAUUUGAAACGAUUAGGAUGUUCUGGGCGAUCAGGCAUGACUCUGUCAGAUCCAACUGAAGCAACGCAGCUCAAGUUCUUGCAGCUCUACAGGACGAGCGAUCGAGUACCUGUUCCGCAAGCUGUAGUCGAACUCAUCAAGCUUUGUCAAGUCACAUUAUACAUGUUUGACAAGCUGGGGCACCAAUACAUCGAUGGGCUGCUUUGCGACAAGACAGAAAUGGCUAUCAACAACUGGUGGAUCGAAAUUGGUGCUGAACACUAUAAUUUUGAGCCUACCGAUGGCAUAUUAGGCCCCAGUACGGUGGCGGCAUUACUGGGCAUGUUCAUGGGUGCUCGAAAUCGCCUCCAUUGGUACGGAGCCCCGGUGUCAAAGGAUGUAUUUGACCUCGAAAACACUAAGCGUGGUAUUGGUCACUUCCAAAAAUCACAAAAGCUCGAGAAGACGCGAAGGCUGGACCGUCAAACUCUUCUCAAGCUCUACACUGUAUCUGCCAAGGCUGCUGCUGGCGAAAGUUGGGGUGUACAGAGGGCUGUAAAGUCAACACUGACAGAAGUCGGAGGUAAGAGGGGUGAGCUUGUAAUGGGAAUGGUGUCAGGAAAAGACAAAGGAGGACUGGCUGAUAUCGAGACACUCGACAUUGGCACUUUUGCUAGCUUAGCAUAUGGCGAACGGGCCAAAUGGCUCUGGCAUGGCAAGCCUCGGAGAAGCGUCGCCGAGCUACCACAUCACAGUCCAGAAUUGAGCAGCGCGGUACCUUGGAAAGAGGAAGAAGCGAAUCCAAACCCGAAACGCGUAUAUUCAGCGCCUGCCGAGAACGAACUAGAUGCGAAGCGACAGGACGAGACUCCUGAUGUUUACUCGGGCCACCCACCUGGUUCCGCCGUUAGUGUCGCUGAUGGAUCAGGUGAUAAGGAGGCUUCGCGGAAGAAUAUCUUCAAAGGUGUCGCUGGGAAAAUGAACGACGCUAGGUCUGGUUUUGGACGUAUUAAGGAUGUCGUUGGGGGAGGCUUACGCGGUCACACCAGUCGACCUUCGGUUUCCACGAGAGAUGACUUUUUAGAAUCGGGCCCCAGAAGUUCAAGUCAGGGGCUCACUCCAGGAACAACACAACCACCAGCGCCUACACAAGGAGUGGGCAGAGCCUUCACAUGGAACAACAAACCGCAGGAGUAUCUAGCCGCGAUGAAACGAGCAGACGCGGAAGGGGUAGCAGGUUUCCCCCAGCUUUCGCACUUUGCGUCCACCUCGACAGUUGACAUUAAGCAGCCGGCCUCGGCUCCCGUGGAAGCACAAAAGCGCGAGCAAGAUGGGGAGUUAUUUGAUAUUGGGGUGGAAGUGCGCAAGGAUGUGUUGUCUAAAGCACCCUCCGCUGUUGGAUCUCUUGUUGAUGAGCAUGACCUCCAAGGGCCUGUUCUGGAUGCAGAACUCAAUGAUGAUCUAUCCAAAAGGGGGCUCUCGCGACGACACAGUAUUCAGUUAUCACAGUGCCCGCACAUGGCCGUUCUCAACGAAAAUCGUUGGCCACGACGAAUGUCAUUUGGCGAUGCUGAAGAGGCAGUAUUGCAGUGGGAACCCCUCAUCGACGUGUCAGAUGUAGCGGAUGGUCUUGCCAAUAUCGAAGCCUUCAACGACCUAGCUCAGCAUUUUAAUCAGUGCUUGGAGGAAAUGAAGCACCGUAUUGAGCCAUGGGUCGCGGAAAAGAUCAGUGCAGUUGAGGCUCUCGAUGAACGCUACGCAAAAGACAAGGACGAAAUGCAUGCACUCUACUACCAGCUGAACGAAGCAUGCCAGCGUAUACGUAUAACUUCUCAUGAGCUCCUUGCCGAGGAGCGGUCUCACCUCUUGGAGGGCCUUAAGGAGGUUGAGGCGCUCGUAGCUCGUCUCGACUAUGAAAUCAAUGCUCUAUUACAAAAAGUGGUCGAUGUCGAAGAUGGCAUUGUUACUUUUGAGAGGCAGGUGGAGGAUAUGGAGAAGAGAGCUGAGGCUUUGAAGGCCGAGCUUGAGACCGAAGGGUGGCUUCACUGGAUGUUCAGAACUGUCACGGGGAUCGGGACAGGUCCAGAUAUUACAAGGUCGCCGUCUUGA
Molecule: messenger RNA, 2697 nt
Organism: Fusarium proliferatum ET1
Lineage: Eukaryota; Fungi; Ascomycota; Sordariomycetes; Hypocreales; Nectriaceae
Exons: 2
Coding region: 1-2697 (898 amino acids)
Cellular component (GO): Sin3-type complex
Source: RefSeq, a predicted model, not a curated record